Messenger RNA from Drepanopeziza brunnea f. sp. 'multigermtubi' MB_m1, 2862 nucleotides. NCBI's taxonomy places the organism in Eukaryota, Fungi, Ascomycota, Leotiomycetes, Helotiales, Drepanopezizaceae. The record is from RefSeq and is a predicted model, not a curated record.
AUGCCCCGUAUCAGCUGCGCCCGCAUCUGUGCGACGGGCCGCGGCGAAGUUUAUUCCGACGACGGCGUGGUGGAAGAGGCGAAGAAGCGCGGGAUCGAGCAGGUCGUUGGAGUGGUCGUUGGAGUGGUCGUUGGAGUGGUCGUUGGAGUCGUCGAAUUGACCAUCCGAGCCCCAACCAACGCGGCCGCGUCGUCCCACCGCUGCCCCGGGACUGAACGCGCACACGAUACGAUGGGCGUGUGGCCCUUUUGGAGGAGCUCGAGAAGCCAAUAUCGCGGAAAAUCCGCUGCAGUCGCCGGGUGUGGGCCGGGGGCAAAGGCAAAGGCAAAGCCAGUGGCAGAGGCAAAGAAAAAGUCCCCACCGCCCGCCGAAUUGCAUGAUGCUGGGCUGCGGCCGCGGCUACGGGACCCUGCGACGCAUAACCAUCCAAAUAAUCAUAAUCGCGCGGAUAUAAUAGCGGUGACGGGCCCCGAAAGGAGAAGAAGUCGGAGAGACACGCUGCGAAAAUUGAGCAGAGAUUCCGGGACGCCAAAGGACACGCAUCGGACCUAUAGCUUCUCGCCCGGUCGCCACGACAGUAUCCGGCUGUCUCAUCUGACAGAGCGUGCUCCAGUGCCUCCCGUGCCACCCCUCCCCGCCGACUACGUCCGGGGACACGCGCCCGGGUCCGACACUGUCGCGCCGGAGCCACUGCCCGCGGGAGAGAGGGCCCCUCGGGCGCCCCCCCAAGCCCUGGAGAGCACCGCUCCGGACCGGCAGGGGACGCCAACGUUGCACAAGAGAGGCGCCCAGGAGUUGGCGCGCCGAAAGUCAACCAAGAGGCGGAAGGAAGAGCAUGACCGAGAGGCUGAGAUCAGAGCCAUGGUUGCCUACAGGCCGACACGACCCGCGGCAGACGUGUCCUCUUCGGGCAGACCGAUGAAGCGGGAGAGCAAGAAGAUGCGGGGAGGGCUCAAUCGACACAUGGACAACCCCACGACGAAUGUAUCCGUCCCUCUGGCCGAUUCUUUACGCUAUUCCGUCUCGGCCAACUCGGGCCACCAACCCGCGUACAGACUAAGUUCACUCGAUGUUCUCGCCCCUCGACCGACGAUCAAGUACGCGGAAAGGCCUCGCUAUGCCCCGGGAGCCAGUGGCUCUGGCCCCGACAGGUCGGACCCGAGGAGAAGGAAGGUGUCAGAUCGGGUAGCUGUAGGGGAGAAGGAACUGAAGGCCAACAAGAGGGUGGACGAUCUGGCGAAUGACCUGAGUGCCGGUGAAUUGCGGGAACUCAUGGAGCGCGAUCAGAAACGGAGAGACAAGAAGAAGAUGGCCGACAGGGUCAAGAUGGAGAGACGGUUGGCUCAACGGCAAGAGAAGCAAACGGCAGAUGAGGCUGCCGCCGCCCGUGAGGGUACCCCGACGCCCCCUAACCUGGAGCGAGGUGUCUUGGGGAGGGAGAUUGUUGGUCUGGGAAUCGGUACCUCGGCAGUCGUCACUUCGAGCAAGAGAAAGGGCUCGGUUGCAUCAGACGAUGGGCGAGGGGAGCGACCAGCAGACGCGUUCCUACCAGAAUCGGGCGAGGACCGAGAGCCACCGGCCUUCCAUCGCAGUGCGAGUGUGCGUACGGAGAACUUCACGUCUACGUCGGAGUCUCUGGCUCCGGUCAUCCCGACUGCAACCACUGGAACAGUAGGGAACGCAGCUGUUGCGCCCAACUCUCCGCCGCGGGUGCGAUCCCAUACCAGAAGCGCAUCAAGCAUAUCUCGCAUGAUGGAACUCGCCAGGUCCGUACCAUCAGCAGCGGCUCCCAUACCGGUCCCGAAACCAACGAGACAAAAACCUCCCCGCCAGGCCUCGAUGUCUUCGGCACGCGCACCUCAAUCUUGGACAUCGUUCUUCCGACGAGGGGCAAAGAAGCAGGUGAUUGAUUCUGCGCCAUCGUCUUUCUCUAAUACAUCACGAGACUCGAUGCAGAGUGGUCGAAAUAGUAGUCACGGGGCGCAAAUUGGUUACGCUCCAAUGCGAUCAACAUCCAACAUUCCUAAGCGGACCAUGUCGAAGUUUCGGGAAGAUCUCCCUGAGCUUCCAUUGUCGCCGCCCGACUCGAGAGUCCAGUCUCCCGCGGAUGAUCUGGUACCUCCGAUGACUACGAGGCAUGGCCCAGAUGAUCCUCCCGCACGCUACCUGGACACCCCGACCAGUGGAUACAGAUCGGUCGACGCAACGCGCAAUCGGGGCGAAACACCGACCUCGGGUCACCGUAUGCUCGAGGAUCCCUCGCCCGAACUUGGCAAUGUUCUGACGCGGUCGCUAGCUUCAAUCGACUCUGAAGGUUCGUGGCUUUCCGGUCGGAGAGGCUCCAAGAGGGGCUCGGCUCUGCAACCGCGCAGAGAAAGCCUGAAUUCCAUGACCCUGAAAGACAAGGAAUUUGCCGAGGCUGCCGAGGAACCGGAGAUAGCCGAAGACGAGUUUCUCAGCCGACUGAUGCAAGGUCCCGCUGAUCAGCACAGAAUCAAGAGACUCUCAGCCGCGACCGAGAAUCCGAUGCCGUCAAGCGAUGACGAGGAAGGAGGGAGCAUCGCGAGUCCUAUUCCUGCGCAGUCGACGUGGGGGGCCGUGGGGCGACGCCCUACCAUCAUCAAUCGUGAACGCCACAAGUCGAGAGAAGGGGUCUUGGCCCAGUUCGAAUACGAUUCCGGCGACGAGGUCCCUGAUACCCCCAACACUCCCACCGGCAACGCUGUCGCACAGCGGGCUCCCAGCUUCGACGUUGGCCAGAAGCACGCUCGACACACGAGCGCAGGCUCUACCCGAUUACUAGAUCCGAAGCACCGCGACUCGAUGGAAGCGAAGAGGGACAGCCUGGUCGAGGAGAACUAA